GUUUAUUAACCUUCCCGAUGCUCUCUCGCCUCUCAUCCCUCCUGCGCCGGUCCCAACACCUUUAUCUCCUUCGCCGCCGCCUCGCCGUCCACCCGUUCUCCCCGAUGUCGACCGAGUCCUCGGACUGGCCUGUAACCCCGGCGACCACCCGGGUCGGCUGGAUCGGGACCGGCGUUAUGGGCCAGUCCAUGGCUUCUCACCUCCUCUCGGCCGGCUACUCCCUCACCGUCUUUAACCGGACCGCCUCCAAGGCCCAGCCCCUCGUCGACCGUGGCGCCAGCCUCGCCGACUCCCCCCUCGCCGUCGCCCGCGCCAGCGACGUUGUCUUCCUCAUCGUCGGCUACCCCGCCGAUGUCCGCCGCGUCGCCCUCGACCCCGCCACCGGCGUCCUCCCGGGCCUCUCCCCGGGCUCCGUCAUUGUCGACAUGACCACCAGCGACCCCGUCCUCGCCGCCGAUAUCGCCUCCGCGGCCGCCUCCGCCGGCGGCGCGGCCGUCGACGCCCCUGUCUCGGGCGGCGACCGCGGGGCCCGGGCGGGCACGCUUUCGAUCUUCGCCGGCGGGGAGGAGGCGGUCGUCCGGCGGAUGGAGCCGCUGUUUCGGUGUAUGGGGACGGUGAGGUACAUGGGAGGGCCGGGUGCGGGGCAGCGGGCGAAGCUGGGGAACCAGAUAGCGAUCGCGUCGACGAUGAUGGGAUUGGUGGAGGGGAUGGUGUACGCCCACAAGGCCGGGCUCGACGUGGGCAAAUGGCUGGAGGCGAUAUCAACGGGGGCAGCGGGGUCGAAGUCGCUGGAGCUCUAUGGGAAGAGGAUUUUGGAGAGGGACAUGGAGGCGGGGUUCUACGUGCACCACUUCGUGAAAGACCUCGGCAUCUGUUUGAAGGAAUGCCAGAGCAUGGGUCUGGCGCUGCCGGGAUUGGCACUGGCGCAGCAGCUCUACGUAUCGCUGAUGGCCCAUGGAGAGGGGAGUUUGGGGACACAGGCGUUGAUUCUGGCCAUCGAGAGGCUCAACAAUACUUGCCUCAAGUGAGGGUCGGGGUCUGGUUGAGCUCUGGUACUGUCAAUCCUGCUUUUCUGAUAUUGAAUAAUUUAUGUUGGUUGGACUGGGGUUUGUAAGCUAAAAUGGGUCUGGAAUUUUAUAUGGUGUUGAUAAAAAAAUCAUGAUUCCUGUAUUGUCGUGUGAAAUACUAAUCGGAGUGCUUACUUUUGUUCUUCAAUUGUUUUUACCUGUUUCCUCUUUCAUACAUAUGUGGAUACGUUUAUCAGUUGGUCAAAGAUGGUUGAUUUUUGAAACGCAAGGAGCCUAAUGUAUCAAUUAAUGGCAAUUUC
Messenger RNA from Phoenix dactylifera (date palm), 1327 nucleotides. Its product is annotated as 6-phosphogluconate dehydrogenase family protein. Lineage: Eukaryota; Viridiplantae; Streptophyta; Magnoliopsida; Arecales; Arecaceae. The record is from RefSeq and is a predicted model, not a curated record. Gene Ontology annotation, molecular function: NADP binding; oxidoreductase activity; NAD binding.